GUUAUUAUUAUUAUCGACAGGCGAGACAAUGCGUAUGUGUAAAUCCAAUUCACAGCUGAAAAUGUUUUACAGUUUUAAUAAAAUAGUAUGUAACCGGAAUCGAAACAAACUAGAUAAACCAACUGUUGUAAAUAUGCUUGCCUGGAAAAUCUAGGGAAUUGUUCCAGCCAAGCUGUUGAACAUUUCUUAUUUGUCUCUCAAACAAAAUUACCGCUAUGAUUUGGCUAGUGGCUUUGCUUCAGAUGGUAUGUUGCACUUUAACGUCCAUAGUGCCUUACUCAGAAGAUGUGUAUAGCAGCAUGGCGUUUGUAUUCGACACCACAGGAUCUAUGCAAGACGACUACAUUCAGUUGAGAUCCCACGCUCAACAAAUUAUGGACUACGUACUUAAAAGAAACGAUACUAAUAUUAAGCACUUUGUUUUAGUGCCUUUCAACGAUCCAGUUGUUGGGCCUGCGUCAGAAAGUUUCGAUCCAUUGGUAAUCAUGCACAUGUUGAAUAAAAUUAACGUGGUCGGAGGCGGUGAUUGUCCCGAAAUGGGUGUGACGGCCAUAAUUCAAGCAUUGGAAAUUGUCAAACCCAAUUCUUACAUUUAUGUAUUCACUGAUGCUUCGGCCAAGGACGAUAAAUACAUUAACCAAGCAUUAGACCUCAUUCAAAGAAAACAAGUUCAGGUGGUCGUUUUACAAACCGGACACUGUUCUUCGAUGACCAGAAGCUACCAGAGCAUAGCAUCAAUGGGAUCGGGUCAGGUGUUCGACGUUAGUAAGAAUGACGUCUCCCAAGUAUUAGAGUUCAUCAAGACAUCGAUGGACACUAAUAGAGUUAAUUUACUGUCUAUCAACGUACCCCACAGCGAGGUCUUUCCGUCCCCAAAAGCAAUUAACGUCGACGAUUCAAUUAAACAGCUUUUAGUAUCCGUUUCCGGACUGAAAACCAUGGUGAACGUAGUAAACCCGACCGGUAAAAAAAUGGACGAGUCCGAUGGUCUGAUGACCGACUUGGACUUGCAAAACGUUAAAAUUAUGACGAUUUUGGAUCCGAUGCCCGGCGAAUGGACUUUGUACGUGACCAGCGAGUCGGCUCAUACUAUUCGUGCUUGCGGUACUAGCACUAAAAGUUUUGAUUAUGGAUUCGCUAUUACUAAACCGGGCAGUAUCAGCCAAACUAGUCAUAGGCCGAUGAAAGGUACCAGCAAUUAUGUUUUGGUGAAAUAUCCGGAUGUUAAUGCAUUUUUGUCGUGUGACAUAAAGGAGUUACACAGCGAUGGCAAAAAUAAUUCGCUGCCUAUUUUUGAAAUCAGUAAAAAUGUAAUGUUAUGCGGUCCAUUUGUGCCGAAUAACAAUCCUUUUUACGUACAGGUGUUUGGUAAGAACAAUAACGGUAAUUAUUUCAAAAGGAUUACUAAAACCAGUAUCACGCCCGACGAUCCGGACAAGCCUUAUAUAUCGACGCCUAAAAGAGUUGUGGUAGAAAAAGGUGAAGAACUACACAUAGUUUGCCACGUGGAGUCCUUGGUGCCGUUUUCUGUCACUUGGCGGGCGUUUAACUACCCCGCGCAGAAUUGGAAUUUUAACCAAAGUGCGGAAAUCGAACUAGUUAUACGAAACGUGACAUUAAGUCACAUCGGCAUGUACGAGUGUAGUGCAAAAAACAUAGCAGGAAAUUCAGAGAGUUUGACCAACGUCAACGUGAUAGCUAAACCUACUCUAGAUAGAACAACUGAAAACGUUACAGUUAUACUAUUUGAAGGCGAUAACUACUCUAUCGCAUGCGAGGGACACGGGUUACCAGAACCCAAAAUUGCUUGGAUUUCAAACGGGACACCAAUUCCUCCAUACAGCGAUCAUGUUUUCAUAGUGAGUGGCACGACUAGAUUAGUUAUUUAUGAUGCCACGUUCGAUGAAUCCAACGUGUACAUCUGUAGAGCAUCCAACGACUUCGGCGUGUCUGAAAAACACUACCAAAUCAUUGUUCGAACUAAACCAUCUCUGUCGACGGCGAAUGAGACCCUGGAAAUUGAUGAAUUCAGUGAUGUAUACUUACGCUGUCCUUUACCAAACAAACAUAAUCGGUGGUUCAAGGAUAAUGUGGACAUCAGUUCUAUAAUCAAUGAACGAGCGGACGAACCACAUUACAAACAAACGGAUCACGGGCUAAAGAUAUACGAACUAAACGCAGAAGACAGUGCUACGUAUGCUUGUGUAACUCCGGAAAAUAAAACUUACACACACGACUUAAAUGUAGUGUUUAGCCCUCAUUUCGUAGUUGAGAGCCCCGAUCAAAUUUUAGCCAAGAUAAAUGAUACGAUUUUGCUAGACUGCACAGUCAAAGGGUAUCCUAUUCCUAAAGUACUGUGGACGAAAAACGAUAUGCUUUACCCUGUUACCGAAUGGACACUAAAAAAUUCGAAUUUUUUGAAUGGAAAUCAACAAAUUGUAAUUAAAUCAGUGGACUUGACGCAUGGAGGUACUUACAACUGCAACGCAAAGCACAAAUUUGGAAUCGAACGACGUACAUUGUCCAUGACAGUACUGUAGGAAAAACUUAAUUUAUGGAGUAUAUUAACUAUGUAUAAAUUAUUAAAAAUUGUGUAUGUUAACACACAAGCCAGCACAGUCGUUUGAAAAUGGUUACUAUUUGAACUAACUUGUUAUUCGAAUGUAGAUUAUAUUUUUUAUAAGUAUAAUGAAUAUAUUUGUUUGUUUUAUUGUUUUUCUGCAGCAGUGUGCUAAGCUAGAGCCUAGAAGCACGGCUAACAUCAUUGUAAAUUACUAUACUUAUGUAAUCUUUUAUCAAAGUUGUAUAUUAUAAAAUAUUUGUAAGUCCUUAUCUUAUCAAAAAAUAUAUUAUCUUCACGAUGUUGAAUGGUUAA
Adelges cooleyi (spruce gall adelgid) is the source of this 2875-nucleotide messenger RNA. Its product is annotated as hemicentin-1-like. The transcript is spliced from 14 exons. Lineage: Eukaryota; Metazoa; Arthropoda; Insecta; Hemiptera; Adelgidae. Bases 216 to 2540 code for a protein of 774 amino acids. The record is from RefSeq and is a predicted model, not a curated record.